AUGAUAAUACCGGAUCAGGUCAUAGAAUCUAAACUAGGUAAAAUUAUUUGCUAUUUUAUAGUAACGUACGAAACACCGGAACCAUCGGAUGUGUUAACCACUGAUGAAUACGAUAUGUUAACCGACAUAAAACAUAAUACGGAUACAGCCCUAAGCCAUGCGAGGGAUCAGUUACUAUACCUGAACAGCACAUUGACUCGACUGAAAGCAUCGGGGGUUAAAGUAUUGGUACUUCGGAUCGUUUACUGGGAAUUGUCUUUAAAUAUAAUCGACGAACUGAUGCAACAGUUGUUGAUAGAGAGGGAUGUCAUCGACGAGUACAGAGUGUCCAACAAUAAUACUCGACCAGAAGUACAACAUGUGUUGAAUAAAUUGACCCGUAUUAUAAUGGCUUUGCAUAGUUAUGUGAGAGAACGUAUGGGCCCGGCAGCUAUUGAUGACUUAGCAUUAUUGUCAUAUAAAUGGCCGCCACCAUCGCAAAGUGUGGAUCAGUUAACCGCCGAAGAAUAUCACAUAAUAUCGGAAAUGAGAAACACUUGCGAUAUAGCGAUGAAGAGAGCGAGGGAUCAGUUGUUGUCACUCAAGUCGGAAGCCAUCGAUGGGUUGUCUCGACUCAAGGCAUCGACGGCUCAGGCAUUGGCGCUGAGGACACACUUCAAAGAAGUGAAGCACACUUUUGUGAAUGCACUCGACUUAAUGGCUGACGAGUUGUCGAACACAACGGAUAUAUUAAACUAUAGAAUAAACAACAAUAAAAACAUCACUUCAUUACGCAAUUAUUGGCAACGCUUGGACUCACAGCUUAAGAAAGCGGUUAACAUCGAGACUUCGUUUAUGGUAUUGUCGCUCAGGACACACAUCGGGAACAGGGCUUUAAAAUUAAUCGAUGAACUAAUUGUAGAGUUGUUGACACAGAGGGAUUCACUCGAUGACCACCAUUUGAGGGCUGGUCAUAAACAUUAUACGCAAUUACUAAAUGAGUCAAUAAGCUUUCGCAUCAAUAUUGAGUACCCCACAAAUUGUAUAGACCCGGCUCAUGCCAGGGCUAGUAGUAAUGAUACAAACAUCGCGUUGGCAAUUGAUAAUAGAACAGAAUUUCGUCGACUCGUUAAUAAUAUUUAUGUCCUAUGCAUUAGAAGCACAAUUUCCCGGUUCGAUUUAAAUAAGCCUAAUGAAGUAGGAGUUUGUCCUAUCUUUAGAAGUAUGGGUAGUCGCGAUGGGUUCAACCAUAAUACUUUUAAUAACAAUGACACAGCCCACAGUCCUGUUAAUGGCACCGACACAGCCCACAGUCCUGUUAAUGGCACCGACACAGCCCACAGUCCUGUUAAUGGCACCGACACAGCACACAGUCCUGUUAAUGGCACCGACACAGCACACAGUCCUGUUAAUGGCACCGACACAGCACACAGUCCUGUUAAUGGCACCGACACAGCACACAGUCCUGUUAAUGGCACCGACACAGCACACAGUCCUGUUAAUGGCACCGACACAGCACACAGUCCUGUUAAUGGCACCGACACAGCACACAGUCCUGUUAAUGGCACCGACACAGCACACAGUCCUGUUAAUGGCACCGACACAGCACACAGUCCUGUUAAUGGCACCGACACAGCACACAGUCCUGUUAAUGGCACCGACACAGCACACAGUCCUGUUAAUGCAACGGAAACUCGAAAAAAGAAAAGACCUGUAUUAAUUAUACUUGCUAAUAAUAUAUUGACGUACGAAACACCGGAACUAUCGGAUGUAUUGACCGACAAUGAAUACCAUGUGUUGACACAAUUCCGUAACAAAACAAAUAUAACACUAACCGAAGCGAGAGAUAAGACUUUGGCCCUCUAUAUGGCGUUGACUAUAGAGAGACAAUCGGUCGCUCAGUUGUUGCCCGAGUUUGAGAAGUACUACAACACAACGCUUGUAAAGAUAUACGAAGAGCUGAUCCAACGGUUGUUGACACUAAGGGAUGCCAUCGACGAGCACCGGUCAAACACUGACAACUAUCAAGAGUUUGGGAUCGAGGCUACCAGAGUGGACAACAAGGUUGACCAGGUGUACGGCUUUGUAAAGAAAUAUGCUGAGUUCAAACAACUAUCCAAACUGUGCCGCAACUAUUCCCCUGUUUGGCGGUUUGUGAUCUCUAGACCUACUGAUGGGGGCGUAUGUCCGGCGGCUGUGGGUCGUGGCGAUGGCUACGGCCGCCACGAUGUUAAGGGUAUCGGCACACCUGACCAUGAUUAG
Messenger RNA from Medioppia subpectinata, 2241 nucleotides. The record is from the annotation of a GenBank genome assembly. NCBI's taxonomy places the organism in Eukaryota, Metazoa, Arthropoda, Arachnida, Sarcoptiformes, Oppiidae.